AACGCCAACUUGGCUCUCUCUCUCUCUCUCCCUCGCUCCCAAUACCGAGGUGGAAGAGUAGAUUAGCCCAGAGAGACAAGAUGAAGAGAGAGAAGAAAAAACAUAGAUAGUACACGCGCCAAGCCCAAGCCACCCAUCUCCUGAGAGUGACGAGGAGUGUCGAAGUAAUACAGCUGAAUCGGUGGACGCGAUACACCACACUGCAAUCGCACCCAUCCCGGAGAAUCUCAUCGUCUCUAUCUCCAUCACAAGACGACGCCAUCGUACUGCUGCUGCCGACUGCCCUUCUCCAUCCUCCCUUCCCCCCCCCCCCCAACCAAUAUAAAACCAGCAUUAUCUAUUCAUCACCAGCCAUAAAUAUACUCAUCCACAUCGACAAGUAUUGUUUAACACACUUGAUCUGCUUGAAAACCGACAAACCCCGAUCUCCCAUUUCUCUAGUUCCCACACGUUGUUAGUAGCAUUGUUUUUGUCCCAAAGCAUCAUCAAUAUGCUCCAUUAAGCCUGCUGUGCCUUGUCUGCUGGCCCAGGUACACAUUACCAUUGCUACAAAACCACACACACACUGCAUCCAUAUAGACCACUUUGUAUCUCGUAGUAGUUGGCCUCCUCUUUCCCCAUCCCGAUGCUAGUCAUCCCCACAGGCGUAGUCGUACGUGCCGUGUUCCGUUUUUAAAAGAGCAGAACAGCCUUCUCUCCUCAAACCCUCUUCGCAGUCCACACUCUUAGCUUGAGCGUUCUUCCUCUCGGCUUCAGCUGCUCCAGAGUCCCGAGCCAUGUUGCACCAGUGCGGUCACCAGUGCAGCGCGUACCCGUGCUCCUGUGGGUUCGUCUACAGCGGGUGCGGUGGCGGCGGCGCAUCGUUUUCUUUUCUCUUCCCGAUCGCCGGAAAGCAUUCCGUGGAUGAAGACUUUGAUGCCACACACUCCACUUCCUCCUCCCCGUCCUUGGUUGAUUGCACCCUGUCGCUUGGGACCCCUUCCACGCGCCAAACCGAGAGCAAGCCCUCCGCCUCGUUUAACCAGAUCCAGCGGACGUCGUGCAUGUCUAGCUUCCGCUGGGAUAUCAUAUCCCAGUCCAAGAAGAACUCAUCCAUGGGCUCAACUGCGUCCAGUGGUGGAGAUGCCAACGGCUCCAGCUUGGGCGGCGACCCUCUUCUCUUAGCUCGUAGGUGCGCCAACUGCGAUACGACCUCGACUCCACUGUGGCGGAAUGGACCACGAGGUCCCAAGUCGUUGUGUAACGCGUGCGGCAUUCGCUACAAGAAAGAAGAGAGGCGUGCGGCGGCGUCGUCGGUGCCACCUUCGUCGUCGCCGUCGGUGACAGCGGCAGCAGGGGACCAGGGGAUUGGCUACGGAUACCAUCGACAGCAGCAGUCACCAUGGAGUUGCUACGCUUCGUCCACGAUGAAGACCAACUCAUCCAUCGCCAUGUACGACGAGAUGGCGGACCACGGAGAAGCACCCUACCUCUCCUGGCAGUUCAACGUCGCUCCUUCGCCUCAGUUUCCUGUCCGCGACAGGCCGAGCCUAUUCCAAUACAAUUAAAAGCGGAAGUUUCCGAAGUGAUCGAUCGAAAGCCACAUAGUAGCGGCCUUAAAAUCUAUACUACAUCUCCCCAACAGUCAAGUCAGCAACAGCAACGACAACAAAUGUUAAUUAGCUUUUGCUUUUAUUAGUUCAUGAACCAUGAAUUUUAUUCUGGUUUAUUAUCGGAUUAUUGUACUUUUUGUUUCUU
Molecule: messenger RNA, 1737 nt
Organism: Musa acuminata subsp. malaccensis (wild Malaysian banana)
Lineage: Eukaryota; Viridiplantae; Streptophyta; Magnoliopsida; Zingiberales; Musaceae
Product: GATA transcription factor 19
Biological process (GO): regulation of DNA-templated transcription
Molecular function (GO): sequence-specific DNA binding; zinc ion binding
Source: RefSeq, a predicted model, not a curated record